AUGGCAACUCCUAUACAGGUAUCGCCGAGGCCACAGGAAGGAAGGCCACAGGAAGGUCAGGGUGUGGUGAUAUGGGACUGGAGGGUCAUGACUGUAGGGUGUAGAGACGAGGUUGUCUUUAGGACGCUGAAGAGCGGGUACUCUUGGUGUAGGGACGAGGUUGUCUUUAGGACGCUGAAGAGCGGGUACUCUUGGUGGAGGGGCGUGGUUGUCUUUAGGACGCUGAAGAGCGGGUACUCUUGGUGGAGGGGCGUGGUUGUCUUUAGGACGCUGAAGAGCGGGUACUCUUGGUGGAAGGGCGUGGUUGUCUUUAGGACGCUGAAGAGCGGGUACUCUUGGUGGAGGGGCGUGGUUGUCUUUAGGACGCUGAAGAGCGGGUACUCUUGGUGGAGAGGCGUGGUUCUCCGUAGGAAGAUAAUGAGCUAGUGCUCUUGGUGGACGGACGGUGUUGACUGUGGGUGCAGAAGGAGCGGGUUGCUCUUGAAGUUGGAGGCUUGGUGAUUCAGUCAUGGAGUGGUCAUGGAGGAGUGAUGGGUUCAGGUGGGGAUUGGGACUUUAGGUGUUUGGGGAAGGAGUCCUGUUUGAGGCAGCUGGCUUGUGCAGUGCAGACCCCCAUCGGAACCUGCAAUAAGGAUAGAGAGCAGUAGAACAAAAGGGAGGAGACGGGAGGUGGUGGGAUCGCAGGAAGCAAACACACAGGUCAGGGGUGGAACAGGUGAGUAUAAAUGCAGCUAAUGAUUAGGUAGAGGGGAAAAACUGAUUUGGAGAUGAGGUGGCGGAGAUGGAGCCAAUGGCGGGAGGUGAUAUGGACGGUUUCUGUGAUGAAGAGGGGGUUGUGAGGCACUGCAUUUUGUGAUAGCCGGAGGUUGAAGAGGUUGGUCAGCGGUUAGUAGGGGCUGAGGAAAGAUGGAAGGCGAAACAGGAAGACGGAAGUUUUGCCGAGCUGAUCUGUCUUGCUUCUUUUGAGGGUGCAGAUGAGGGAGUCUUGAGAUUAAUAGGUGAUGUCGGAGAUACAGGGGUGACGGGCAGGAUUGAAGGAGUUGGAAGCAGAGGCAAAUUCAGGAAUCCGAAGACGCGAGGAGGAACAUGGUGAGGAUAUCUGCGGUGAGAGUAAGGGGGUGUGGAGGAAGGACCGGUUUUAUUUUUUACCUUUUGAGGAGAUUGUGGACUAGAGAUGGCAGGGCAAGGGGCACCAGUGAGGAGUUUCACAAAGAAAUCGAUGCCGUCGGGGUAAACUUGGAAGGUGGACGUGCGCAUGGAGAGAGAGGAAUGGGCAUGGGUGAUGAAGCUGGUGAUGGUGACAGAGGGGAAGGGGCUGUUGUAGUUGUUGUGGAAAGAGUGGAAGCAUCUCCAGGAUUUCCAGUAGGAAGAGAGGGUCUGGGGAGUGAGACUAAGGAGGAUGGUUCGUUGGGAUUGGGCGAUCAGGAGGAGGAGGGAAGGGUUCAGGUGAAAAUCAUUUCCGAAAAUGCAGGACCUGGAGUCAGGUGCAGGUUGGAGUCUGGAGCCAAGGUCCUGAAUUUCUGGAAAAGAAAACGAAAAAGGGUGUCAGCGAUUGAGUUGUGGUGUCUGGGUUUGUGAGCGGUGGUGAUGAUGAACUGUUGGGUGACAGAAAUCCAGGUAAGUCUGCGAAGGAACGACAUGAUGGAGAGGGAGUUGGAUCGGCUAUUGUUGAUGAUAUGGACUACGACAAGAUUGUCUGAGUGGAUGAGGACACUUUUCUGGGACCAUUCGUGUCUCCACAGGGAGGCGGCGAUGAUGAUGGGGUAUAGUUCGUGAAGUGCUGAGGAGGUUUCAAGGGAGUCAAGAAAGGAGUCAAGAAAGGCGAACUCCGGAGGCUACUUAGAGGAGAACCAUCUCCCUCCGAUGCCGAGGGAAGGGGCAGCGCCGGUGAAGAGCUGAAAGUCUUUGGGUGAGGAGAUGUGGUUGUCAUAGAAGAAUGUGAUACUGUUCCAGUUGGUGAGGAGGAGAUGCCAGGGGCGUAGUUCCAUUCGACAGAGGUCAUUCAAGGUGAUGUUGUGGUGGAGGGAAGGAAUGGAAGAUGAUAGGCCAGUAGGUUGGAGAUGAAGGAGCAACCCUGGGGGAUGUUAUGCAUGGCGUAGUUGAGGUGGCUGAGGAGGGAGAGAAGCUGUUGUUUGUUGCAGUGGGGGCUUUUGGAGGUGGUUGGAGGUGGUUGGAGAUGAUGACAUGGUGCGCUUGAGUGUGUCCGGAGGUAGUGAGGUUUGGAAGGAGACUGUGUUGAGGGUGAUGCCUAGAAAUUCUAGGGAGUUGGAUGGACCUUCUGUUUUCUCCAGAGACAGGGGGAUGCCGAUGGAGUUGAAAGCUGAUGUGACGGUGUUGAAACCUUGUGCAUGAGGGGAUGAUGGGUAGUCGACGGCCAGGAAGUCGUACAGGAGGUGGAGGACGUUUGGCAGUUUGUAAUUGUUGGUCAGGAUCCAGCAGAGUGCUUCCAAAAGGGAGUCAAGGAGCCUGGAUAGUAAAGAAGAACUGGCCCUUCCAGCAGACCCGAAAAAGAUGCCCAAAUUCCAGGGCCAGAGGAAGGACCUUGAAGGCACAGAUGAUAUUAGCUUUGGUGAGCUAAGCACCACAUCUCGCAAGCUUGAUCAUAGAAAUGGCGUGGUUGACUGUGUGGAACUCUAAAGAGAAGGCUUGGCUUGGGAUGAUGCUGUUGAUACAAGGGAUGUGGCUGUUGCGGGGGCAGAGAGGUUGAUAAUGAGUCAUUUCUUUCAGUAGUACUUACGUGUUGCUAUCCCUAUGGGGCUGAUCCUGUAGAUGGGGAAGGGUGGUGAUGAGAAGGGGCCGAUCAUUAAGCUUUCUUUAAACUUCUUAGCAAGAAGGGUUUCCACUGAUGCGUGAUCUGUGCUUGCGGUAUGGAGGUUGUGGCAUGUGAAGGAUGAUGAUGGCAGAGUAAUGAGACUGGGGGAGAAACCAUGAGUGAGGCAUUUGAGGAGGAACUGAAUGAAGGGGAUAUUGAGGUAAGAUGAGAGUUUGGCUGGAUGUUGAUGGGGUUAGAGAGGUGGUUUGUCGGUCAUAAUUGCUUGGAUUUGAAGGGGUUGUGGGUAUCAAGGUUGCGGGGGAAGGUAUGACCGGUGUAGGCCAUGGCACAGAUGGAGAAGACAUUGAGCAACUUGCAGGAGGAAGCAUUGCAGCGGAGUGCAUUAAAGUUAUUGCACACUAUGCGGCCCCCAGAGAACUUGAUGGGACGCCCUUGUUGGUUGAUGUCGGUCCAUAGGAGCGGAUUGGGGACCUGAUUGAUCAGGGGGCUGGAAGGGCCAGACGGAGGUUCUGGUGUGGUGUGGAGAGGAAGUCUUUGGAGCGUGGCUGGAACAGCGAGUGCCGGGGUGGGAGGAGAAGUUGCAGAGGGGGCACAGAACACCUGGGAGCUUGGCGGUGUUCCUGCAAUAUAGCUUGUUAUCGAUAGUACCCUAGUAGGUGCCUUCAUUGAGCUGUUGCACCCGGCUGGCGGCCGCGACGGAGAACAGGUGGUAGGAAUGGAAGGCGGAGCCACCGAACUGGGCAGCCAGGGAGGUUGGGGGCCGAGAGAGAAUCCAUCCCCCAUCCAGAGCUUGGAUUAGGCAGGGGAUGGAGAGAGGGGGGGAAGGGUGAAGCAUCUGGUUGCAUCUGCCAUUAGUUGGGAAAGAGGAUUGGUAGAUGGGAAGAUCGGGUUAGGGGGGACGCUGGGGUUACAUUGGGGAAAGAGAAAAAGCAUCCAUCCCCAAGCCAUGGCUGUGAUUAGGCAGGGGAUAGAGAGGGAGGGAAGGCUGCAGCCAUACCCGUUAAGGCUUCCGCAUGCUUCGGUUCGGCUGGCGCCUAGGCGAACUUGGCUAGGUAAGCCGAACAAGUGUGUUCGCACACUCCCUUAAAAGACCAUUGCUUGAAAAAAUAGUACUGUUUGCCCAUCUUGAGACACCGUAGCCAGUAUACACUUCCUCAUAACUCAAGAAAUCUGUCAUUCAUUUUGAAGUUUUUGCAGAGGAGAUCUUAGUGGCGCAAUAUUACAUCUAACUAAGAUGUUUGGUGCAGUGUUGCUCAAGAUGAGCAUGAAAAGAAGUAAUCUAUCGUUGAAUGACAACAAACACUUAAUUGAAGAAUCCCUACUGUUGACCAGUGACCGACCAAGGGCUGUAGACUGACCAGAAUUCGUCUUGCCUCGAGAAUGUUUUUUGUUUUCAUGAACAGCAGAAAAAAUAACCUUGCUGAAGACCAAAAUGAACAAAAACAUCACAACAUGUCGUCAUAAUAUAUGAUAAUAUAUGCACAAACUGUUCCAAACUGUUUCAAAUGGAAAGCGUGAGGACGCUCUUAUAAGACCACUUACAUACAUCUACGUAUGGGUGUGCAAGUUGUAUAUUAUUAUUAUUAUUUAUUUUUUCUCCAUUGUUACUUUAUCAUCUCUAGUAACCCAGUAUACUUUCCCUCACCAAUUCCUCCUUUAGAUUAGUGUUCUAUUCAUACAGGGGUUUAGAUAUUUACACAAGCUGUUCUAUUUAACAGAAUAUUCGGGAAUAAUACUAUUUUCUUUCAUAUCUCCAUACAGAAUCCCUAUAUAACGUUAUAAAUCUUUAGUUAUUCACAUCCACAUCACAGCAACGACCACAGCGCAGCAGCCUGAGAGGUACACAUAUCUUUCAUAUUGAGGAAAUCAGUGUCUGGGGGCUGUUACCCUCUCGAAUCUUUCAAUGGCUUCUCCUGUCAGUGCUCACUACCUGUAGAUCGAUGGGCGGUGUUGGACAGAACCCCUAGAUAACGUUAUAGAUCUAAAAACUCAGCUUACAGAACUGGUUGGGGUAUUUAUUAUUUUCCCUAUAUAACUAUACUUAGGUAUUCACACCCACACCACUCCAUGUGCAUCUAUGCACCAUAUGUAUCUUCAACGGUUCUAGCCUCCCAGAGACAGUGGUCCCAGACCACAUAGACAAUUCAGAAAUGCCUAUAGACUGCCACUUCCUAUAAAACUAAAUAACCCUCCGUAUUCAAAAACACCUUGUGUUAUUUGUAGUGGCUGCAGACCACGUAGACAUAUUCUUAUAAAUGCCUACAGACAGCUGUCAGCGGGGCUUUCCAUGGUACCAUUACGCCCUCGCUCUAGUCUUCUCAUUAGACUAGUAAAUAACCUUCUCUCUACCUUUUUAUGCGUUACUCGCAUUGAUUUUAUUUUUUAUCAUUUAUUUGUAUUUUUAUGCUGAUUCAUUUAAAUUGACUUACUGAAAUCAGUUGCCGUCCCUCAAUUGUUUGCGGAUUAUGUGUCUCCUCCUGGGCAGCUAACAGUAAGGUUCUGGUCUGGGUGGGUCUCGUCGUCUUUUGGUCAGAUGGGUAUUUCCCUCACGCUUCAUAAAAUGCGCCACCGGUUUUCCUCGCAGACCCCCACUGGAAAGCUCUGCAGGCAGAAUAAAUUAUCCAUUGCCAUGGAAAUGUUUACACAGGUACACUCUAAAUCAAUCUUAAAUGAAUUAUUGUUUAUUAACAGUUAACUGGAGAGGUUCCAACAAACUUGAUGCACCAUAGUGAACAUCUGUCUCGAGCGCUAACGGGGCAGUCCCAUUUAGUUCCAUUAUAUACUGGUUACAGAGACGUUACAUAGGCAUAGUUCAUAGGGUCUCCUAACUUAACUUAAAGAACAUAUUCUGGGCGUUCUGCCAAAUGGUCUAAAGGAGGAGGUCAUUUCCUUAUUUUGGGGGCUUUCAUCAAACUAAGUGGUGCCUGGUGUAAUGUGACUAUCAUGAUUGCACUUUAUAGAGUACGUGUCUUCCUGCAGCAUAGCAUCUUGGGGAAUGUUGGGGUCUGGUCCAAUAUUGGCUAUGCACCCAAGAAGUGGUUGGGCCAUCCUAGAACAUUUCUAGAGUAUGACCAGUGGUGAUCCGUCAUUUAUGUGUUCUGAGCCCCACAUAAAAAACAAAAAUAAAACAUUAUAUAUAUAUUUUUUGGGGGGUGUUACCUGUUUUGCAUGUUAUUUUGCAUUAAUACGUGUCACAUAUCAGUUUGCAAACGAUGUGAAUACAGCCUCCAUACAAACAUGGUGUCUUUUUUGCUUUCUUGAGUAAGGCAGCUCCAAAAUGCAGGUGUUUCAGCCUAGCUCAGUGCUUUCUGUGGUGGUAGGGCAGCCAGCGGAAAAUAUGGAGCAUAGGGGUUGGUAAUGUUAUCUAAUUGCGCCGUGAUUGGCUCAGUUUUCUGUCACUCAUGGGGACACUCCGUCACUGCCAAAUCUAAGGGUAGAGCUCGAAAAUUCAAGCCCCUUGGGUGCUGCCAUGGAGUUACAUUAGAAGUGCCCAUCCAAGAAGGCUCAAGGUCAUUGGCCACAGAUAAAAUGACGUCAAAUCACAUUAUAUCUACAGUAGCUUUGAUUGGACUGAUCAUGUCAAAAUCAUACUUUCAAAAUCUUAGCUAGCAGCCAUCAUCAUGAAUCAAGUCGACAAUAUACUGGCAAAUCCUUUUUAAUCCUUGUCAUACUGUAUGAAGAGAAAUAAUGAAGAGAAAUUAUACAUAAAACGUAUCAGUUCUAUUCGGCCAUUGGACAUAAACAUUACACAACAAGUUGGAAAUCGCAAAUUCAACAAUGAGUGGUAUGGAAGGAAUCAGUGGCUAACUGCAAGCAUUGCAAAGCAAUCACUAGCCUGCUAUUCAGUGGAGUGGGUGUGUGGUCCCAAUUCUUGGUUUAAGGUUCUCUUUUCCAAGCUUAAAAUUAUAAACAUUCAACAUUGGCCAUGCUGUCAAUCCAUCAUGAUUUCUGCCACGCUCAAAACAACUGUUAACUCAGAACUGGAAAAUCUGACUUCAGUGAGUUCAAGACAACUGCGAACUCAGGAAAAAACUAGCUCCGACUUGGAAAAUACGUUUUGAACGGCCAUCCAACUCGGAAUUGUAAGUCAGGAACUCGGGCCUCUUUCUAGAGCUAUGACCUGAAGAUCACUGACAUCAUCAUGAUUUGACCUUGUUUUUUUCCGAGUUCCCAGUUGUCUUGAAAGCACCAUAAAUCCAGAGAAUGCCAGACUUUGAUGGCAAAGUUUGAUGACAAAAUUUGCACACGAAGGACCGCCGCGCCACCUUCCAGUUCAAUGAGCACAGCACAACAAGGUCAGUCCAAAAAUGUAUUGUAUGCUGCUGCAUGAAUGAUGUAAUAUGCCAGGGAGAUAUGUAUACUGUAGCUAAGAAAGUAAUACUAAGUGUAUGUUGUGUAGUAAACUGUUAGUAGCCCAUGUACCUCACCCUAAUCAUUUGGUCUAUUUUCCCCUCUUAAAUUAAAUUAAAUUGGUGGUGCACAUGUAGCCUAUAACCUGUUUUAGAGGAAUGUAAUCAUCAAAUAUUAUAAGAGCUUUCAUUGUCUGCUUAUAUGCCCCCUUUAUUUAUCCUACGGUUCUGACUUGACGUACAGGGAGAACACUGUAAGAACGGCCCAUGUUCUGAAUUCUGUCGAUGUACAUUUCAAAAGUGCUAAACAAAUAGUUAUGUUGACUACGUCCGUCCUAGCUCGCUCAUUAAUGUCUUAAUCAAAAUUACGGAUUGCCUCUUAUCCGCCUUUUGUCCCCUUAUGCCAUAGUUUGUACAUCUCAAUUGUUAGUAGAAACCACGUUUGUUUAAACCUCCCAUUGUCCUAGGGUCAAAAUGACCCGCACUGUGUUGAACCAACUUUAUUUAAUUUUUUUAUUUUUGGGAUCAUUUGUGAGAAGGAGGCAGUGAGACUUUAAAGAAACUAUCACUGCCUCCUUCUCACAAAUGAUCCAAAAAAUAUAAAAAUUUAAUAAAGUUGGUUCAACACAGUGGCGGGUCAUUUUGACCCUAGGACAACGGGAGGGUUAAGCAAGUCAGCCAUAUCAGCUAUGUUUUUUUAAAAGGCAGUAAAUGAGGCUAAAUGAACUGUGUUGCUGCCAGACAAGGCUCCGCUGAUAGCCAGGUGUAGCAGUGGUAAGGUUUUGGGACUGCUGUUGGGACUCUGCUGUUGGGACAGCUUUAUGUAGGCACUAACAGUUUGUGGGCACCAUUUGUCACCGUUAUAGUGCAAUUAAUGUAUUGUUUAGUGUUGUGUUGUGUAGCGGCUUUGCUGGAAUGCGUCCCCCAAUUUUUGUUUUGUUUGCCCCACCAAGAUUUACAUGCUAAAAUCGCCACUGAGUAUGACAUGACAAGGUUAUAGAGGCUUUGUGAAGCGUCAAUGUAAUAGGAUUUAUAAAGCCUUUAUUAAGCGGUGCAUAUGUCACUGGUUCAUGUCUAAUUUGACAUAGUGGGUUAUGUCACAUUUGACAUUGGUGGUUGUCACCUGGUAGAGUUGGUAUACAGAAGCUAGCCCUAUUUGGUAAAAGACCAAUCCAUAUUAUGGCAAGAAAAGCUCAAAUAAGCAAAGAGAAACAACAGUCCAUCAUUACUUUAAGACAUGAAGGUCAGUCAAUACAGAACAUUUCAAGAACUUUGAAAGGUUCUUCAAGUGUAGUUGCAAAAACCAUCAAGCGCUAUGAUGAAACUGGCUCUCAUGAGGACUGCCACAGGAAAGGAAGACCCAGAGUUACCUCUGCUGCAGAGGAUAAGAUCGUUAGAUUUACCAGCCUCAGAAAUUGCAGCCCAAAUAAAAAGUAACAGACACGUCUCAGCAUCAACUGUUCAGAGGAGACUGCGUGAAUCAGGCCUUCAAAGUCGAAUUGCUGCAAAGAAACCACUACUAAAGGACACCAAUAAUAAGAAGAGACUUGCUUGGGCCAUGAAACACGAGCAAUGGACAUUAGAUAGGUGGGAAUCUGAUUUGGUCUGAUUAGUCCAAAUUUGAGAAUUUGGGUUCCAACCGCUGUGUCAGACACAGAGUAGGUGAACGGAUGAUCUCCACAUGUGUAGUUCCCACCGUGAAGCAUGGAGGAGGAGGUGUUAUGGUGUGGGGGUGCUUUGCUGGUGACACUGUCUGUGAUUUAUUUAGAAUUCAAGGCACACUUAACCAGCAUGGCUACCACAGCAUUCUGCAGCGAUACGCCAUCCCAUCUGGUUUGCGCUUAGCGGGACUAUCAUUUGUUUUUCAACAGGACAAUGACCCAACACACCUCCAGGCUGUGUAAGGGCUAUUUGACCAAGAAGAAGAGGUGAUGGAGUGCUGCAUCAGAUGACCUGGCCUCCACAAUCACCCGACCUCAACCCAACUGAGAUGGUUUGGGAUGAGUUGGACGGCAGAGUGACGGAAAAGCAACCAACAAGUGCUCAGCAUAUGUAUGAACACCUUCAAGACUGUUGGAAAAUAAUUCCAGGUGAAGCUGGUUGAGAGAAUGCCAAGAGUGUGCAAAGCUGUCAUCAAGGCAAAGGGUGGAUACUUUGAAGAAUCUAAAAUGUUAAAUAUAUUUUGUAUUUGUUUAAAACGUUUUUGGUUACUACAUGAUUACGUAUGUGUUAUUUCAUAGUUUUGAUGUCUUCACUAUUAUUCUACAAUGUAGAAAAUAGUAAAAACAAAGAAAAACCCUUGAAUUAGUAGGUAUGUAGGUGUUGCUCAUCAUUAAGCUCGAGGCCCUGGGUCUGAACCCCGCCCUGUGCAACUGGGUCCUGGACUUCCUGACUGGUCACCCCCAGGUGGUGAAGGUAGGAAACAACAUCUCCACUUCGCUGAUCCUCAACACUGGGGCCCCACAAGGGUACGUGCUCAGCCCCCUCCUGUACUCCCUGUUCACCCAUGACUGCGUGGCAAAGCACGCCUCCAACUCAAUCAUCAAGUUUGCAGAAGACACAACAGUAGUAGGCUUGAUUACCAUCAAUGACGAGACCGCCUACAGGGAGGAGGUGAGGGCUCUGGGAGUGUGGUGCCAGGAAAAUAAACUCUCACUCAACAUCAACAAACAAAGGAGAUGAUCGUGGACUUCAGGAAACCACCCCCCCCCCCCCCCCCCCCCCUAUCCACACCGACGGGACCGCAGUGGAGAAGGUGGAAAGCUUCAAGUUCCUUGGCGUACACAUCACUGACAAACUGAAAUGGUCCACGCACGCAGACAGUGUGGUGAAGAAGGCGCAACAGAGCCUCUUCAACCUCAGGAGGCUGAAGAAAUUUGGCUUGGCACCUAAAACCCUCACAAACUUUUACAGAUGCACAACUGAGAGCAUCCUGUCGGGCUGUAUCACCGCCUGGUACGGCAAGUGCACUGCCCGCAACCGCAGGGCUCUCCAGAGGGUGGUGCGGUCUGCCGAACGCAUUACCGGGGGCAAACUACCCGACCUCCAAGACACCUACAGCACCCGAUGUCACAGGAAGGCCAAAAACAUCAUCAAGGACAUCAACCACCCGAGCCACUGCCUGUUCACCCCGCUAUCAUCCAGAAGGCGAGGUCAGUACAGGUGCAUCAAAGCUGGGACCGAGAGAAUGAAAAACAGCUUCUAUCUCAAGGCCAUCUAACUGUUAAAUAGCCAUCACUAGCACAUUAGAGGCUGCUGCUGCCUGUUGGAAUCACUGGCCACUUUAAGAAAUGGAACACUAGUCACUUUAACAAUGUUUACAUAUCUUGCACUACUCAUCUCAUAUGUAUAUACUGUAUUCUAUUCUAGAAUAUUCUACUGUAUCUUAGUCCAUGCCACUCUGUCAUUGCUUGUCCAUAUAUGUAUAUAUUCUUAAAUUCCAUUCCUUACUAGAUUUGUGUGUUUUGGGUAUAUGUUGUGAAAUUGUCAGAUAUUACUUGUUAGAUAUUACUGCACUGUCGGAGCUAGAAGCACAAGCAUUUCGCUACACCUGCAAUAACAUCUGCUAAACACGUGUAUGUGACAAACAAAAUUUGAUUUGAUUUGAUUUAUGUCCAAACUAUUGACUGGUACUGUACAUUGUAAAGGAAAACAGUAAUUUAUAUGGUACAUUUGUGUAUUAUCAACAGUAAAAUGGUGUGAAACCUUUUACUGCAGCUUACUGUAAAUUAUGGUGCAUUGUGGGAAAAUGUUUUGGGCAGUGAAAAGAUUGCUGUAUUAAUUGUACUGAAAAAAAAAAUAUAAUUUUAAUAUAAUUUUUCCUUGAGUUUUGGGCUUAGAGUGACAAAAAGUAGCUAACAGCUAACUGCUCUCUCAUGUCUCUUCUUUGAGCAUAGCAGCCCAAACGGAACCAUUGCUAUGGAUACUCACAUACUCAGAGACACCAUGAGCAGAGCGCAUGCAGAGCAAGCUGCACGCAGGGUGCGAGUGACAGACAGAGAGGAGCAGCUAAUGGAUUUACUAAUGGAUAAAGUUAUUUCUGAUUUCGGGUUUCAGGCAAGGCCGGGCCUUGAAUUUGGUAGAAGGAAUCGGGCCUAGGUAGGGUAGGGGCCUGAACGUUGCGGGCAUGGGUAGGGCUUAAAUGUUAUGAACAGUCAAAAUCAUGUUUCCAUGAAAUUGGAUGAUACUGUAUUUGGAUGAAACCAGAUGAAAGUAUGAUGACCAAAGUAUGAAAAAUGACUGUUGCUUGUACAUUGAUAAAGUACGAUCAUAAAGUUACUGGUCCCCUCCCCAUGUCAAACACUUAGAUUCAGAAAGCGGGAUUAUUAAGUGUAUAGGGUGACAUCACCCUAACUCUCAUUUUAAUACACCAAUGGUAACAUGAUAUUCUCUUACCUAAUUUAAAUAAGUACCGUCUUGUAACUAAUAUCGGAGAAGGCGUGUUUUUGGAAGGGCGUGGUUUACAGAAUUUAGCUAGAUAGCUAAUCUACUAGUGCCAGAAUCUGACUGCAGGGUGUCAGCAAAUACACUACAUGACCAAAAGUAUGUGGACACAUGCUCGUUGAACAUCUCAUUCCAAAAUCAUAGGCAUUCAUAUGGAGUUGGUCCCCCCUUUACUACUAUAACAGCCUCCACUCUUCUGGGAAGGCUUUCCACUAGAUGUUGGAACAUUGCUGUGGGGACUUGCUUCCAUUCAGCCACAAGAGCAUUAGUGAGGUCGCGCACUGAUGUUGGGCGAUUAGGCCUGGCUCGAAGUCGGCCUUCCAAUUCAUCCCAAAGGUGUUCGAUGGGGUUGAGGUCAGGGCUCUGUACAGGCCAGUCAAGUUCUUCCACACUGAUAUUGACAAACCAUUUCUGUAUGGACCUUGCUUUGUGCAUGGGGGCAUUGUCAUGCUGAAACAGGAAAGGGCCUUCCCCAAACUGUUGCCACAAAGUUGGAAGCACAAAAUCGUCUGGAAUGUCAUUGUAUGCUGCAGCAUUAAGAUUUCACUUCACUGGAACUAAGGGGCCUAGUGCGAACCAUGAAAAACUGCCCCAGACCAUUAUUCCUCCAAACUUUACAGUUGGCACUAUGCAUUGGGGCAGGUAGCGUUCUUCUGGCAUCUGCCAAACCCAGAUUUGUCCGUUGGACUGUCAGAUGGUGAAGCGUGAUUCAUCACACCAGAGAAUGUGUUUCCACUGCUCCAGAGUCCAAUGGCAGCGAGCUUUACACCACUCCAGCCGAUGCUUGGCAUUGCGCAUUGUGAUCUUAGGCUUGUAUGUAGCUUCUCGGCCAUGGAAACCCAUUUCAUGAAGCUCCCGACGAACAGUUAUUGUGCUGACGUUGCUUCCAGAAGCAGUUUGGAACUCGGUAAUGAGUGUAGCAACCGAAGACAGACGAUUUUUACAAGCUACGCGCUUCAGCACCCGGCAGUCCUGUUCUGUGAUCUUGUGUGGCCUACCACUUCGCGGCUGAGCCGUUGUUGUUCCUAGACGUUUUCACUUCACAAUAACAGCACUUACAGUUGAUCAGGGUAGCUCUAGCAGGGCGGAAAUUUGACAAACUGACUUGUUGGAAAGGUGGCAUCCUAGGUUACACAUUGAAAGUCACUGAGCUCUUCAGUAAGAGGACGACACAACAGUGGUAGGCCUGAUCACCGACAACGAUGAGACAGCCUAUAGCAGGGGUGUCAAACUCAUUUUAGCUCAGGGGCCACAUGGAGGAAAAUCUAUUCCCAAGUGGGCCGGACCGGAAAAAUCAUGGUAUAUAUAACUUAAAAACAACAACUUCAGAUUGUUUUCUUUGUUUUAAUACGAUCAACAUACAACAUAAAGCUGGAGCCUGAGGACAGUGUGUCCAAAAUAGUACAAGCACAACAUCACUAUUAAUCAUAAAACACGUCAAGUUUAUUUGAAAAUUCUAAAGAAAAAGAACACACAAACACACAAUGCCUCAGUGAUUAACAGAACUGUUUCACAGAUCACAGAACUAUAUCAGGGUGUCAUUUCUCAGGCAGAAAUGUAGAUAAAAAUUAUGAAAUCCUGUUCCCCAAACAAGUGCAAGAACCACAGAGUCAAGAAUAGGUUAAAUAUACAAAUAAAAUAAAAUCAAUUAAAAACAAUAGCACAUCAACAUAAAAACAUAUAAACAUAAAGCUGGAGUCUGAGGACAGUGUCCAAAAGCACAACAUCACUAUUAAUCAUAAAACACCUCAAGUUAUUUGAAAGUUCUGAGGACAAAGAACACACAAACACACAAUGCCUCAUGAAAAUGGCCAGUUGUGCAACAUCUGUAAUGUCCGUGCUUUCAUCAAUUGCAACCGAAAACGCAAUAAAUGACUUUACUUUUUGCUUCAACUGGCUGUCCAAAUCCACUGAAAGAUCUGCAACUGUGUUUCUUGUCAGGCUGAUAUUUGCAAAAACCUGCCGCUUUUCAGGGCACACAAUCUCCGCUGCCUUCAUCAUGCAUGUUUUUACAAAUUCACCCUCACUAAAUGGUUUUGAAGCCACUGCGAUUUCAUUAGCAAUGAGGUAGCUAGCUUUCACUGCAGCGUCACUGAUGUCUCGGCUGUGAGUAAACACAGACUGCUGUUUCUUCAGACCCGCCAACAGUUCAUUCACCUUCUCUCAUCUCCGCUGUCCUUGAAAGUUGUCAUAUUUGUCGGCAUGAAGACUCACAUAGUGGCGACGAAGGUUAUAUUCUUUCAGCACUGCAACAUGCUCUGAACACACCAAACAUACAGCUUUCCCAUUCAAUUCCGUGAAUAAAUAGGAUGACAAUUUUUCUUGGAACAAUCUGCACUCUGCGUCCACUUUUCUCUUUUUUGACAGAGACAUAUUGGGGCAAUGAGGGUGCCAAAGCACAUAAUGUUAAAAGUAGAAGCCGUAAUAAAUAUUGCGGGCAAAACAAAGUAGCUCAUUGGCUGCACGUGCUUGACCUACUUGCUCUGCCCCGGUAUAAACAGUUUGCUUGCUUAACACAAUUGCUAUUGCGCCAUCCAGUGGACGCAAUUGGAACAGCAGUUUAUUUUAUAGAAAAAUUGCAGCGCAUUUUUAUACUUUACAAAAAAAAAAAAAAAAAACGUUUUUUUCCUUUUUUUUUUUCUUUUCUUCAAAAUCAUCUCGCGGGCCGGAUUAAACCCGUUUGCGGGCCUGAUCCGGCCCGCGGGCCGUACGUUUGACACCCCUGGCCUAUAGGGAGGAGGUCAGAGACCUGGCCGUGUGGUGCCAGGAUAACAACCUCUCCCUCAACGUGACCAAGACAAAGGAGAUGAUUGUGGACUACAGGAAAAAAAGAGGACUGAGCACGCCCCCAUUCUCAUCGACGGGGCUGUAGUAGAACAGGUUGAGAUCUUCAAGUUCCUUGGUGUCCACAUCACCAACUUACUAUCAUGGUCCAAACACACCAAGACAGUCGUGAAGAGGGCACAACAAAGCCUAUUCCCCCUCAGGAGACUGAAAAGAUUUGGCAUGGGUCCUCAGAUCCUCAAAAAAUUAUACAGCUGCACCAUCGAGAGCAUCCUGACUGGUUGCAUCACCGCCUGGUAUGGCAACUGCUUGGCCUCCGACCGCAAGGCACUACAGAGGGUAGUGCGUACGGCCCAGUACAUCACUGGGGCCAAGCUUCCUGCCAUCCAGGACCUCUAUACCAGGCGGUGUCAGAGGAAGGCCCUCAAAAUUGUCAAAGACUCCAGCCACCCUAGUCAUAGACUGUUCUCUCUGCUACCGCACGGCAAGCGGUACCGGAGUGCCAAGUCUAGGUCCAAAAGACUUCUCAACAGCUUCUACCCCCAAGCCAUAAGACUCCUGAACAGCUAAUCAUGGCUACCCGGAUUAUUUGCACUGCCCCCCCACCCUCACCCCCCACCCCAUCCUUUUUACGCUGCUGCUACUCUGUUAAUUAUUUAUGCAUAGCCACUUUAACUCUACCCACAUGUACAUAUUACUUCAACUACCUCAACUAGCCGGUGCCCCCGCACAUUGACUCUGCACCGGUACCCCCCUGUAUAUAUAGCCGCCCUACUGUUAUUUUAUUUUACUUCUGCUUUUUUUUUUCUCAACACUUUUUUGUUGUUGUUUUAUUUUACUUUUUUAUUAAAAAUAAAUGCACUGUUGGUUAAGGGCUGUAAAUAAGCAUUUCACUGUAAUGUCUGCACCUAUUGUAUUCGGCGCAUGUGGCCAAUAACAUUUGAUUAGAUUUUAUUUGAUUCUACUGCCAAUGUUUGUCUAUGGAGAUUGCAUGGCUGUGUGCUCGAUUUUAUACACCUGUCAGCAACGGGUGUGGCUGAAAUAGCCAAAUCCACUAAUUUGAAGGUGUGUCCACAUACAUUUUGUAUAUAUAAUUUACACAAUAAGUUUACAUUAUUCAUCAAUGGCAUAGAUACUUAUAUGUCUCCCCUUUCAUCUGUGUCUGGUGUUAGCUAGUUACUGGCUAGCUAGUUCUUCAGCUAGCAUGGAACAAAAGGGGGGGAAGGGUCGUUCAAAACGCUGACACAGUUGUCAUGUCAAUACGUCAUUCAGUGCUGCUGUGAAUUGCAUUCCAAGAGACAUGCCAAAUGGGAGAUGUAUACAAACAUUUGACAUCAUUGAUGCAAUUUCAAUGUUGCUUUGUGGAUCACCAAAUUUGCUUGACAGGAGAUUACAGCAACACUGCUCACUGCAUUCAAGUUUCUUGACGUAGGCGUUUCAAAGAACUGUCAGUCAAGGCGAGCUCAUGAAUAUAAACUCCCAGCCCACUCAACCUGUCUUUUCAAACUUCCUGGUAGUUAGUCAUGAGAGAAGUACAAAAAAACAAAAAAAAACAAAGUGUUUCCAUCCCCUAAAAAUAUUAUGGGUCAUAUUUUAGUCUUUCAUAAUGCUAUUUUACAUGGGAAUCAGAAUGGCUGUUCGGGACCUUUAAAAUUAAUGCUGGUGAAGGGCUCUACAAGAAGUUGCAAGUUCAAUUCCCCAGAGCAUUCAUGAACACUUCCCGUCGAGUGUCCUUGAUAGUCGUACAGUUAUUGACUUGAUAUUGGGCAACUUUUAGCAAAGUGCAGAAAUGUAUUCUUGCAAAUAAAUCUGUGGCCAAUCUCUAUCACGCCCACAGAUAUGGUGGUGUAGCAGGGAAUUUCACAUUGCUGGCAACCAAGAGUGUACUGUAAUCAGAAUACAGCAACAUACUGUCAUGAAACAGCAAUAACACCUUCAAGUUGUCGUAUAUGUACUUUAUUUUUCUAUUGUAUUCUCACUGACCUGGUGGCGUUGCAGGAAAUUCAAGUAGUUACCAACCAAUAGGUUGUGAGUUCAAAUCCUAAGUGAUGUAUAGUCCCAAUUUAUUAGCAUUCAGUAGCAAAAACAUCUUAAUUUAAUAGUAAAAACACACUAACUUAUUGUAUAUUUACCGUAUUUUCACGGCAACCAGUAGCCAGUAGUGUACCGUAAAAUUAAAUAAAUGUUUUAAUAGUGCAGUUAACUGUAAGUUACCGCAAAAAAACGGUACCAAAGAUUACAGUAAGAGUAUUUGUUACCAUAAAGUGACUACAGUAGCAUUAUUGGUACCAUAAAUCUAUUACAGUAACAGUAUUGGAUACCGUGAAAUACAGCACGGUAACAUACUGUACCUUUUUUUUAUGGUACCUUUUUUUCUUACAGCUGCCAGUACGUUACUGUAAAAACAAAAUUAUUUUUUUACAGUUUAGCAGCCAACCUGCUUGCACCAAUCCAAUAUUAUUACAGUAAAAUACUGUGAAUCACAAACCCCAUCUCCCGUCAAUGAAUUUAAUCAAUGAAUUUGUUCAUUCACUAUGAGUACCGUAGCAUUUACUUUUGUACAGUAUAAUAGAGUCAAUUUUACCAUAUUGUACUGUGUUGUCAUUACACAGUACAUGCUUUGAUACUGUAUUUAGAUUACAGUAGGUGUAAGUUACUGUCAAAUUCACGGCAACCCCUUUACAGUAUACCCAGGCCACCUAACCCCACCCUGAAGAUAAUCAUGGAGUCUACGUCAGCCCUAAGCUGCUUAAGGAAGUGGGGGAAGAAGCUGGCUGAUCUGGUUGGGUGGAAGACACAGUUUAAGCCUCUUUAUCCCUACACUGUUCUGCUAUAUACCUUUAGGCUAUGCUAUGUGGUAAAUGCUCUGUGCUCUCUGCCUGCUGUUUGCUGUCUUGACCUCGACCCUGAAGACUGAAAUGAACACCUGUGAUACAGGUUCUAUUCUUGAAGCGUCACCUCUGCUCUGGAGGUCUGGGAUGUCCACUUGAAGGAGAUCUACAGGAGGAGAUUCCUUUGGAAAUCUACAUCACGCUCUGUCUUUGGAUCUUUACAUGACACGUGAUGGUGGAUGUCUGACAUGUUCACAGCUCUGAGAUUUUCGAGGCCUGUACCCACGUUUCCGUCGAUGUCUUCUGCGCUGGAGGUUUGAAGUGUCCUGGUAGACGUGAAAGCCAUCCUAGGAUUCUGGCUGAGUUGUAUUUAGAGUGUUGUACCCUGCUCUGUGGGAAGGCUGAGGAGGAACCGGGCAACAUGCCCACCCUCAACAGACUGGGCAAGCUGUGUAGCUCCAACCGUAGCCACACAGUGGACCGCCUCACCCACAUCAAACAUAGAAACUCAGUCAAGCGCAUGUCCAUCAUUGAGGAUGGGCAAGUGGCUGAGGUGCUCUACCUCAUUCCCAAAGUGUACAUGCAGCAGCUGCCGUACCUCAACCCUAACGACUAUUACCUGAGUGAGAGACUUAUCGAUCUGGCACCAGGUAGGGCUAUGGUAUGGGGUAGGAGGAGCCGGCAGGGAAAAUCUGUUUUUUCUGUCUGCCUGUCUGUCUGUCUGUCUGUCUGUCGGUCUGUCUGUCUGUCUGUCUACUGGUCUGUCUGUCUUUGUGUCUGCCUGCCAGCCUGCUUGCCUGCCUGUAUCUAUUAAUCUCUUCACUCUUCACUUCAUUAGUCACUUUGAACUGGGUAUUGUUUUUCAGAGUUAUACAACUAG
Coregonus sp. 'balchen' is the source of this 18060-nucleotide messenger RNA. Lineage: Eukaryota; Metazoa; Chordata; Actinopteri; Salmoniformes; Salmonidae. The record is from the annotation of a GenBank genome assembly.